CUCUCACUGAAGUAAGCUCAGCGUGUCUGUAAUGGAAAACCCACAUGCACUGCUUCUACUCCUUUCUCUACUUCUCCUCAGUCUCACUCUUCCCUCUCUGCAACUUAAGCUCGACCCCCUCGAUCUCCGCGCCCUUGCUUCCAUCAAGAACUCCCUCACCGACGUCCCUUCCCGUCGUUCACACCCCGGCUUCUUCUCCACGUGGGACUUCGCAUCCUCAGAUCCCUGCUCCACAUUCUCCGGCGUUACAUGCUCCUCCAACGGCCGUGUCACCACUCUCACUCUCGGCACCGGCCUCGCCGACUCCCCCGGCCUCGCCGGCUCUCUCUCUCCAGAUGUUUCCGACCUCACAGAGUUGACUCAGCUCAUUCUCUACCCCGGAAUCGUCACCGGUGCAAUCCCAACCCAGCUCGGCCGCCUCGUCAACCUCCGUGUUAUCUCCUUAACCAACAACCGCCUCACCGGUCAGAUACCCGUUACGCUCUCUCUCCUCACCAACCUCCACACUCUCGACCUCAGCUUCAACCGCCUCACCGGCUCCAUCCCUCCGCCGCUUCUCCGCCUCCCAAUGCUUAAAGUCCUCAUUCUCUCCUCUAAUUCCAUCUCCGGCGACAUACCCGCCGUCGUGUCGUCCCAGCUCCUCCACCUCGACUUCAGCAACAACAAACUCACCGGCCAGCUUCCCAAACAGCUCCCCUCUUCCCUCCGCUACGUCUCCCUCGCCGGCAACGACUUGGUGGGACCCAUCUCCGGCAUGGAUGGGACCCAGCUCCCGGACUUGGUGCACCUCGACCUCAGCAUGAACCACUUCAGCGGGGCCCUCCCAGCGUCGCUGUUCCGUACUUCUCUCCCUUCUCUGUUUCUGCAAAGGAACAAUCUCUCCGGGUGGGUCCCUUCGGUGGAGGAGGAUCAGCGGCCAUCGUACGGCGAGGGCUCGGUGGUGGACUUGAGCCACAACGCGCUGACGGGUGAGCUGUCGCCGGUGUUGGCUGGCGUGGAGAGUUUGUAUCUGAAUAACAACCGUCUGAUAGGGACGGUUCCGAGGGAGUACGUUAAGAGCGUGUACGUGGGCACCACCAGAACAUUGUACUUGCAGCACAAUUACCUAUCAGGGUUUCCCGUGGAGCCCGGGUCCGCAUUGCCCGAUACGGUGUCAUUGUGCUUGAGUUACAACUGCAUGGUGCCGCCGGUCGGACUCGCGGCGUGCCCGUCUAGCGCGGGAACGGAGUUGUCGCGGCCGGCUUCGCAGUGUUCAGUGUUUAACUACGGAUAA
Molecule: messenger RNA, 1273 nt
Organism: Fragaria vesca subsp. vesca
Lineage: Eukaryota; Viridiplantae; Streptophyta; Magnoliopsida; Rosales; Rosaceae
Product: LRR receptor-like serine/threonine-protein kinase GSO2-like
Exons: 1
Coding region: 32-1273 (413 amino acids)
Molecular function (GO): protein binding
Source: RefSeq, a predicted model, not a curated record